CCGUCUCUCUGACUCUAUAUAUAAAUGAACCUCAAAGUCAUGUUAUGCAUUGGAGCUACCACAAGUUUCAAACCUCAAUCACCAACCUUGUUUAAUUGACAUCUUGAGCAACUUCUCCUGAUCAUAGCAUAUAAGCCAGUUUCUUGACGAGUUCAUGCACAAACAAUGGCAUAGAUAGAGUAGAACUGCAUCGCUGCAUCAUAAGAAGAUACGGCUAGGAGCAGAGAGGUGACCGGCAGGGGAGAGAUGGCCGGCGGGGAUGGUGCGGCGGCGGCGGCAGUGGAGAAGGUGGUGAGGUGCCUCGGCAGGGGGGUCGACAUGACGGGCGACCUGAGGCUGAAGCACUGCAAGGAUGCAGGGGGCUGCCUGGUCGUCAGGAGCGGUAAGAAGGCGGCGAGGGCGAAGACGGUCGCCGUGCCGGGCGUGGGGUUCGUCGCCGGCGUGCCCGACGACGUCAAGUUCGGCAAGGGCGACCGGAUCAAGUUCAAGUCCGACGUGCUCGAGUUCAACAAGAUGUCGGAUCUGUUCAACCACCGGAACUCUUUGACGGGGAAGAUCCCGUCGGGGCUCUUCAACUCGUGCUUCGACCUGGACUGCAGCUCAUGGGCUCAGGACGCCUCGGCCACCAAGUGCCUGGCGUUCGACGGCUACUUCAUCUCCCUCCUCGACCUCCGGCUCGACUGCCGACCGCUCACCCUCGCCGACCACGUCGUCCGCGACGUGCCGGUGGCAUGGGACCCGUCAGCCAUAGCAAGUUUCAUCAAGAAGUAUGGUACUCACAUCGUCGUAGGACUGAGCUUGGGUGGCCAGGACGUGGUGUAUGUGAAGCAGGACAAGUCGUCUCCACUCUCUCCAUCUGAGAUCAAGGGGCACUUGGACAGGCUAGGCGACCAGCUCUUCACUGGGACAUGUACUCUACCUCCUUCACACUGCAAGUCCAGGGACCACAAGUUUAAGGUCCCUCAGGCCUUCAAUGUAUUUGAUGCCCAAGUAACACAACAAAGGAUUGAAGGAAUUACUACUCUAAUGUCCUGCAAAGAGGGAGUGACAGUGAUGUACUCCAAGAGGGGAGGGGAUACAGGGGCGAGCAACCACUCGGAGUGGCUGCUCACAGUGCCGACGAUGCCGGAUGCAAUCAACUUCAAGCUUGUGCCCAUCACAUCCCUUCUCAACGGAGUAUCUGGCGGGGGCUUCCUUUCUCAUGCCAUGAACCUCUACCUAAGAUACAAACCUCCAAUAGCAGAUUUGAGGUACUUCCUGGACUUCCAGCACCACAGAUUGUGGGCCCCUGUGCUCAGUGACUUGCCUCUUGGUCCUUGCUCAAACCGACAAGGUGCUAGCCCUGCCUUGCACUUCAGCCUUGGUUCAAAGCUAUAUGUCAGCUCAAGCCAGGUGAUUGUUCCGAUAUUACCAGUCACAGGAAUGAGGUUGCAUCUGGAGGGCAAGAAGAACAAUCGGUUAGGCAUCCACCUGCAACAUUUCUCAAACACCCCAACAUUCAUCAACGGACGAUCAGACAAGCCACCGGUAUGGCGCGGAUCGGAGAUGAUCUCCGACGAACGAUACUACGAGCCAGUGCAAUGGAGAAUGUUUGCCCACGUCUGCACAGUGCCAGUGAGGUACGAUCCUCGUUGGCGCAGCGCAGACCCGCAGACUGCGUACAUUGUCUCCGGUGCUCAGCUGCAUGUCAAGGCUCAUGACUCGACCAACAUUCUGCACCUCAGGCUCUUGUACACCGAGCUGCUGGGAUACACCGUGGUGCAGUCCAAAUGGGCGCACAACACAGUGAGGCUGUCAGGCAAAGGGAGCUUCCUGUCGAAGUCGUUCGCGGCGUCUUCGGGUGCCAUUGAGAGGGAGCAGCAGCAGCCAGCAAGAGCUCACAUCGACUCCGGUGUGUUCGCCGGAGGACCACCUGUGCCCGUUGGGACCCAGAGGCUGCUCAAGUUCGUUGAGACAUCUCAGGUGACCAUGGGGCCACAGGACAGUCCUGGGUACUGGUUGGUGACAGGCGCAAAGCUUGAUGUUGGGAAGGGGAAGAUCUUACUGCAUGUCAAGUUCUCGCUGCUUGCUCCAGUUUCUUGACAAGGUGCUGAACCGAGAAUUGUACAGGAUUCGGCUGCUAGGAGAAAACCACUGUAAAAUCAGACUUCCUGACCCCCUUGUCCCUAAUUCACCUUUCCAUUUUCGUCCGGGGAACCAGAUCUGCAAAAGGCCAAAAUUAGGGCAUAUUUAUUCGUUAACGAGCCAACUUUCUGGAAGUAGCCAUCGUUUUCAACAAUCAGCGUGUUCCUCCAAACAUCUUGAUAGCUCUCAUCAGGAAGGAUAUGGUUUGGUGGUGCUUGGCCGGUGCUAAGAGCCUAUCGAUCACAAUGGAGUGCAUGCAUAGCUAUGGAUCAAUCAUAUGAUUCAAUAUCACCUGUGUGGAUUUGUUGCUUCUUUUUUUUA
Phragmites australis (common reed) is the source of this 2445-nucleotide messenger RNA. RefSeq names its product MACPF domain-containing protein At1g14780-like. The coding region runs from base 247 to 2082 and encodes 611 amino acids. Gene Ontology annotation, biological process: regulation of salicylic acid mediated signaling pathway; plant-type hypersensitive response. NCBI's taxonomy places the organism in Eukaryota, Viridiplantae, Streptophyta, Magnoliopsida, Poales, Poaceae. Gene Ontology annotation, cellular component: plasma membrane. The record is from RefSeq and is a predicted model, not a curated record. The transcript is spliced from 8 exons.